Molecule: messenger RNA, 712 nt
Organism: Brassica oleracea var. oleracea
Lineage: Eukaryota; Viridiplantae; Streptophyta; Magnoliopsida; Brassicales; Brassicaceae
Product: flavonol synthase/flavanone 3-hydroxylase-like
Source: RefSeq, a predicted model, not a curated record
GGGGUUUUUCAGCUGGUCAAUCAUAGGAUCCCCACGGAGCUGAUUCAACGUUUGCAGAAUGUCGGGAGGAUACGCGAGGAAGUACACAUUAGACCUAGAAAAGAGAAGAGGUACGGUCGAUCAACUCUUCCAUAAUAUCUGGCCACCUUCGGCCGUGAAUCCUAAGAAUCCUCAAGAUUACAGGGAAGUGAACGCGGAGUGCACAAAGCACGUAAAGAUGCUAUCAGAGAAGAUUAUGGAGUGGUUGUCAGAAGGGUUAGGGUUACGUCGUGAGGCUAUUAACGAAGUUGUUGGCGGUGAGUAUCUGCUGAAUGUCAACUACUAUCCACCGUGUCCACAUCCCGACGUGAUCAGGGGAUUGAAUCCACACACAGAUGUUAGUGGGCUCACACUCCUCAUAACCAAUGAGAUUCCGGGAUUUCAAGUGUUCAAGGACGAUCAAUUGAUUGAGGUCGAGUAUAUCCCCUUUACUGUUAUAGUCAACAUCAGCGAUCAGAUCCUAAGGCUUAGCAGCGGAAGGUACAAGAGCGUAUUGCAUCAAACGACCGUGGAUAAGGAGAGAAUAAGAAUUAGGCCUACCAAAGAUACGGUCGUGGGACCUUUUCCCGAGCUUAUCGGCCAAGACGAUCCUCCCAAAUUUAGGCCCAUGCUAUACAAGGACUACAUUUACCGCAAGGUUCGAUACUUGCCGUUCUCUGAUCUGGACUCAUGA